This is a messenger RNA of Schistocerca gregaria, 1068 nucleotides long. Its product is annotated as myrosinase 1-like. The transcript has 8 exons. The record is from RefSeq and is a predicted model, not a curated record. Lineage: Eukaryota; Metazoa; Arthropoda; Insecta; Orthoptera; Acrididae. Gene Ontology annotation, biological process: carbohydrate metabolic process. The coding region runs from base 1 to 1068 and encodes 355 amino acids. Gene Ontology annotation, molecular function: beta-glucosidase activity.
AUGGGGUUUUCUUGGGAUAGUUCAGUGGUGGUUUCCCUUUGCCUUCCACUGUCCUCCAACUCCUAUCUGCUCACCGACUCAGUUUCUCGCUGGGGUAAAGGGGAGAGCAUAUGGAAUAACCUGCUGCACAGGAACCCCAACUACUCGGUUGACUGCAGUAACGGCGAUGUGGCAGCCGACUCGUAUGACAAGUACAGGAGAGACGUCGCCAUGCUCAAGGAAUUGGGGGUGGACGUCUACAGAUUUUCAGUGUCCUGGCCUCGCAUACUGCCCACUGGCGACCCGACUGAGAUCAACCACAAGGGCGUCGCCCACUACGAUGCACUCAUCAACCUGCUGCUGGAGAAUGGUAUCACACCCAUGGUGAUGAUGUACCACUGGGACCUUCCGCAACGCCUGCAGGACUUAGGUGGAUGGGCCAACCCGAUAGUGGCUUCCUACUUCGAGGAGUACGCCAGUGUGCUCUUCACCAAGUUCGGCGACAGGGUCAAGUGGUGGGUGACGAUCAAGGAGCCGGAGCACAUCGCGGCGGGCUACGAGCCUGCUCUUUCCGUAUACGUACCCAGCGUGGCGCCGGGGCUGUCCGGCCACCCGGGCGUGGGCUCCUACCUGACGGCCCACACGAUGCUGCUGGCGCACGGCCGCGCCUACCGCCUCUACAACACCACCUUCCGGCACUGCCAGCACGGUCGUCUGGGACUGGCACUGAGUGCUGUACACAUACAGCCUGCGUCGGAUGCUCCAGAGGAUGUUGCGGCUGCGCGCCGUCUCUUCCAGUUUCAGGUGGGCUGGUUCGCGCAGCCCGUUUAUAGCACGGAAGGCGACUACCCACCCGUGAUGCACGAGCGCAUGGACUGCCGUAGUCGGAUGGAGGGUCGCUGGUGGUCGCGUCUGCCCAGCUUCAACGAACACGAGUGCCGGAUGCUCACAGGCUCUGCAGAGUUCAUAGGUAUAAAUGAAUACACAUCAGCACUGGGGAGGUCCAAUGAAUCUGCAGGGGAUGCUGGAGCCAGCAUGGACCUCAACCCACAGUGGCCAACUGCUGCAGCCAUAUGGCUUCAGGUUUGA